GGAUGAAGGACGCUCUGCGCCUUAGGAGAGCUCCGGUCCGUCAGGAGCCCGUGCGCUCCGUCUCCUUCCGCCGACGGACCCAGGAAAACCUCCCAUCACCCAUUUUCGUAGCCCCUCCAAUCAAACCCCCUCCAGUCCGCUGGAAGUGCCUCAUCGGUCGCCAAAACCGCCUGCAUCUUCCAUCGCACCACCCAUUGCGCAUCGAGAGACAGCUACAUACCUACCUACGGACCUACACGCACACCUACGCCAGGUAGGACCGACCUCGAAUCCCCUCCAAGAGCGCAUCCACCCACCUGCUCAAACCCGCGGCUACUAUGUAUCGCCAAACCCUGACUCGGCUCCCAACCCGCGGCCUCGCCAUCGCCUCCUACCGCCGAGCAUUCACCACCACCGUUCGCGCCAUGGCCGAGGGCGACACCGGCGCCCCGAAUAGGCUGGGCAGCUUGGGCGGCCCGAGCGACGCCUUCCACAAGCGCGAGAAGGCCAACGAAGACUACGCCAUCCGCCAGCGUGAGAAGGAGAAGCUGCUCGAGCUGCGCAAGAAGCUCCGCGAGCAGCAGGAGCACCUUCAGAAGCUGUCCGACCACAUCGACGAAUUGACCAAGGACGACCCCGAGAGCGAGCAAAAACAGUAAAGCUCGCUCCUCGUCCGUCCCGGCGAGCAAGCAUUCCGAAUCAAGAAAAGAAAAAAAAAAUCUUUACAUAGAAGGGAUAACCGAGGCUCUCUCCGCGAGGAUGGGAUGCAGGAAUAGUUCCGACAUGGAUAAGUGGGGCGAGUACGAAUCGCGACGAGGCCCCGGCUCGAGGAGGAGGGUGAUAGGAGAGGGGGCCUCUAGUGCGUCGACGUCUGAGGGCCGGUCAACUUGCUACUAGACGGACGAAUGUGAAAACAGGUGGAAGAGAACACAAGGACAAGAGAGAACCUCUUUACAGCAACGAUAGCAACGGAAUCGUGUCGUCAUCGUCGUCUUCUUAGUCGUCGUCCCUACUAGACUUUAUCAUCGCAUUAACCCAUUUACGCCCUGUAGUGUACAUAAAAACAUGCCCUCUAUCGUUGCCGACGUGACACGGCCUAUGAGGUCUGAUUCGCACAUAAUGGAUGCCCACCCCCGCCCC
Messenger RNA from Durotheca rogersii, 1119 nucleotides. Its product is annotated as mitochondrial ATPase inhibitor, IATP-domain-containing protein. Gene Ontology annotation, cellular component: mitochondrion. The record is from RefSeq and is a predicted model, not a curated record. Gene Ontology annotation, molecular function: ATPase inhibitor activity. The transcript is spliced from 4 exons. Bases 318 to 638 code for a protein of 106 amino acids. Gene Ontology annotation, biological process: negative regulation of ATP-dependent activity. NCBI's taxonomy places the organism in Eukaryota, Fungi, Ascomycota, Sordariomycetes, Xylariales, Xylariaceae.